Molecule: messenger RNA, 1500 nt
Organism: Nylanderia fulva
Lineage: Eukaryota; Metazoa; Arthropoda; Insecta; Hymenoptera; Formicidae
Source: RefSeq, a predicted model, not a curated record
CUAUAAAAACGCCGACCAACCGCACUAAAGGCACACUCGAUCCGAAACCACCAUCAGAUACAAUGAGGAGCUUCGCGAUAGUACUGUUGGCGACUGCCGUGUUGGCAGCCCCCAAGGAGAACCCGAAGAAACAAGAUAAACGAAGUCUGUCGCCCGAUCAUCACGGUUAUGGUAUCUCGAGUUAUAACUACCCGAGUUACAACUACCCGGGUUACACGUCGAGUUUAGGUCUCUCUGGAUAUUCGACCGGACUCGGAUCAGGACUAUCGGGAGUCACCCUAGGUAACAGCCUGACCUCCGCCUACUCAUCUGGAUUAGGAUACGGAUCUGGAUUAGGAUACGGAUCUGGAUUAGGAUACGGAUCUGGAUUAGGAUACGGAUACGGAGGAUACGGAGGAUCAUACGGAGGAUACGGUCUCGGCGAUACCGGUGUCAUCGUCGGCAGCGGCAUUCCCUCGUCUGCGAUCGGUACCGGAUACGGUGCUCUGAAAACGGUACCGAAUCUCGCCAAGACUGAACGCAUCACCGGACUCACCCUUCAUCGCGAGGUCCAAGUGCCCGUCCCGGUACCACAUCCCGUCCCAGUCGAAGUAACGAAGCACGUACCCGUCCCGCAACCCGUGCCCGUCAAGGUAGACCGUCCGUAUCCAGUUCCGGUGCCGCAACCGGUGCCCGUCGAAGUUACCCGUCACGUACCCGUAAAGGUUGACCGACCCUACCCGGUCCCGGUGCCGCAACCCGUCGAGGUCCGCGUGCCACAACCAGUGCCGGUGCCAGUGGCCCAGCCGGUGCCUGUUCCGAUCUCCGUCACCAGACACGUGCCAGUGUCCGUGCCGUCUGUUAACGUCAUACCGUCGACCUUCAACGUCGUGUCGCCGCCCGCAACUGGCCUCAUCUCAUCCGGAUACUCAUCCGGACAUGAAUACGUCGAUCUGGGACCCAGCAACAUUGGACCCAUCUCGACCGCGACUUUCGGUAGCGGACUUGGCUCCGCGAGUCUGGGUAGCGGACUUAGCUCCGCGAGUCUGGGUAGCGGACUUAGCUCCGCGAGUCUGGGUAGCGGACUUAGCUCCGUGCCUUUAGGUAGCGGAUUUAGCUCCGUGCCUCUGAGUAGCGGAGUUAGCUCCGUGUCUCUGAAUAGCGGACUUAGCCCCGUGUCUCUGGGUAGCGGACUUAACUCCGCGAUUGUAGGUAGCGGAAUUAGCUCCGGCUUAGACAGCGGUCUCGUCUCCAGUGGUAGCGUCAUUCCCAGCGGCUUGGGAUCCACCACAGGAUUCGGCACUGUAUUGGCACCGUCUUACAAUAGUCUCGAUAUCGGAUCCGGAGUACCGAUCAAACCAGCUUCGUUGAAAAAUUGGUAAAUUCAAGCCGACAGCAGCUUGAUUCAACAUAUAUUUUUAAGGCGCCUCUCGAAUGCAGUUUACAAAUUGAACGUGCAGAAUAUCGAUUGUGUCAUGUAUGUUGCCAACAACGAAUAAAUUUAUAUUUUUAUACCCUUUA